GUUCUGCAUUCCUACAAGUCGUUCCGUCGCAAGAAGCAGCAGUUUGUGAUAACUGAAACUCGCGCAAAGAUAAACCACCCAGAUACCCUAGCACACCCUAACCAACAGUCGAGAUGCCGCCCUCAGCUACAGAGACCGUGCAGCAGGUUGUAGUCCCAAUCGUCGAGAAGACCAUUGGUACGAAGGUGGAGCAACCUCAGAACACCAAUGGCUCUGUGAAGGCAGCCCAACCAGAAGGCGAGGAGCUUCCCAAGCUCGAGACCAACCAUAAGGAGCCCCUCAAGCUCAGCGGUGCGCUGGACAAGUUUGAAUCCUUCGACGUGACGCCUGUCAUCGGUCGUGAGUACGCCAACGUCGACCUUGUGGAGUGGCUUCGAGCUCCCAACUCGGACGAGCUCAUCCGAGACCUUGCCAUCACGAUCUCUCGUCGCGGCGUCGUCUUCUUCCGCUCCCAGGACAAGCUCACCGACGAGCUGCAGAAGGAGCUCGUGCAGAGGCUCGGCGAGCUGAGCGGCAAGCCCGCGACCUCGAAGUUGCACAUCCACCCGGUCAACAACGCGGGCCGCGAGGGCGGCGGCGGGGACGACGAGAUCAGCGUCAUCUCGUCCCAGCAGGCCAAGAAGCUGUACUCAGACCGCUUCGCCGCCUUCGGCUACGGUAGCAAGCGCCAGAGCGGCAAGAAUCAGUGGCACUCGGACAUCACCUUCGAGCCCGUGCCGAGUGACUACGCACUUCUGCGGCUGACCCAGCUGCCCAAGACCGGUGGUGACACGCUCUGGGCCUCAGGCUACGAACUCUACGACCGCAUCUCCCCAACGCUCCAACGCUUCCUCGACACCCUAACAGCCUACUACGCGCAGCCCCUCUUCAACGAGGCCGCCGCGCGCAACAACUUCCCCAUCUACAGCGCCCCGCGCGGCGCCCCCGAGAACGCCGGCGAGGCGCUCGAGGCCGUUCACCCGGUGGUGCGCACCAACCCGGUGACGGGGUGGCGCAGCGUGUUCGCCGUGGGCCACCACGUGCAGCGCGUGCACGGCCUGUCCGAGACCGAGAGCCGCAAGCUGCUGGACUGGUUCGUGAGCCUGGUCGUCGAGAACCACGACCUGCAGGUGCGCCUCCGCUGGCAGGCCGAGAACGACGUGGCCAUCUGGGACAACCGCAGCGUCUACCACGCCGCCACGCCCGACUACGUCUACGAGGAGGGGCUCGGCGAGAGGUCGGGUAGCCGCGCCGUCAGCCUGGGAGAGAGGCCGUAUUUUGACCCGCAGAGCACGGGCAGGCGGGAGGCGCUGAGGAGGGAGAGGGAGGAGGCCGCCGCUGGUGCCGGUGCUGCGGCUUGAGGCGCGGGGGCUGGCGGUUCGUGUGGGAUGGCAGCUCCGCGUGGGCUUGGUUUUGUUCGGUACCUCGAGUUAGUAGCGUGAUACAAAUAAGUAAAGCAUCAAUUACAGGUUGUCCCUUGCCUUGCAUGUACAGCUGCGACGAACAGAGCAGGCAAUGGAGAAGAGCGCCUAAGAAGCCAGGAAGGAGAGAACGGGGAUGGCAAAAGUGAAUCCCAUGGGUUUCGAGGCGCAACUGCUGGACGGGGUGUUUCACAUAUCACUACAUCCCA
Molecule: messenger RNA, 1609 nt
Organism: Phialemonium atrogriseum
Lineage: Eukaryota; Fungi; Ascomycota; Sordariomycetes; Cephalothecales; Cephalothecaceae
Product: putative alpha-ketoglutarate-dependent sulfonate dioxygenase
Exons: 3
Coding region: 114-1340 (408 amino acids)
Cellular component (GO): cytoplasm
Molecular function (GO): 2-oxoglutarate-dependent dioxygenase activity
Source: RefSeq, a predicted model, not a curated record